AUGGAGUUUACGAAAAUAAAUAACUUCAAUUUAGGACAUAACAAACUAGACAGUUUUGAUAGAAAUACGCCACCUUCUAAAAAGCAGAAGUUAUCCGAUAACUUUGAAAGAUCUACGUCCUUGACUUUACGUUUGAAUGCUCUGGAUGUUAAUAAUUUUAAGACUCCGCAAUCACAUCAAGUAAAUUGUUAUAGAAAUUUAGCUUAUUUCCUUGGUAAUCUCAUUGAUGGGACGAUAAACGAUGGCGUAAAGAUUCAUACGUUGCAAGCAAACGUCAGAGAUUUAGUGAGGAUUUAUGAUAAAUCUAGUGAAUUGUAUACUUCCAUUCAGAGGGAAAUACGUAGAGGCCUUGCAGUCUUGUCACCGAAGUCAUUCAAUUAUGAACGCGGUCAUUUCAUUAAGAAUGUUGUCGAUAUUUGGAAUAAAGUAGACAAUUGGAUGAGGAUUAUUAGAUACGUCUUCGCUGAUUUAGAUAGACUCUACGCAGCUAAACAGGCUACAGUUGAUAGCCUUAAGGAUUCAAUAGAACGACUUUUUAAAGAUAUCAUACUCAGUAAUGGAGAAGUUCGCCAGAUCUUAUUGACUGAUUUGAGUACUUGUCUUGGAAAAGUUCGUGAACCGUUACACACUCUCAAGGAAGAUAAUGAGGUGGCUAUCUCGGAGAUUAUUGAAAGUUCUAUUAAUUGUAAUGAAGUUAAUCAAGUUCGUGAAUUAUUCCGAAUUGCGAAGAACUUGGACUGGGAAGUCGACACCAUUACUUCUGUAUAUUUGGAUACUAUGGAGGUGGUUAUACGUGAUAUAUGUCACCAUGCUAUCAAAAAUGACACACAUGUUAACAAAAUUAUUGGGAAGAUAUGCCAACAUCGCCUCUAUGAGGACACCAUUAGCAAGUCUAUUGAUAGUAAUUUCAGUUGGGAUAAUUUUGAAUUUAUAGCAAAGAAUUACCUCAGUUUAACAUUCGAAGAGAUUGUUAAAAAGGGCGUUGAUGAUAUUAUCCCUUACACUUGGACGAAAUCCAGUGCUAGUAGAAAUGUAUUCAAUUAUGACGAAAUCCCAUCUACUACCUAUCCAGAUACAGGAACAAUGAAGAGUUUACAUGAUAUAGCAAGUAGAACGGAUUAUAAGGAAGAAUUAGAUAGGGUUCUUCUUGAAAGAAUCUACAAUGUUAUAAAGACAUUUGUUUCAGAUGAAGAGAACGAUCAAUAUCUUAUCAUUACUCUCAUAGGUACAUUAAGAGAGCUAAAUAAAUUCUAUAAAGAAGUUUACCAAACUAAAUCACUUACUGCAAGUUAUUCGUUAUAUAAAGAGUCAUUCGAUAGAGGAUUACAAUUUAGAGCUAACAAACCAGCUGAAAUGAUAGCAAAAUUCCUCGAUAACUUACUCAAAGAUAAGCGAGGUCAAGGUGAUAAUAUGGACAAACUUGUCGAUGGUGCUGUAGAACUAUUCCGUAUUGUCAAAGAUAAGGAUAUGUUUUCAGCUUUCUAUACACUUGCUUUGGCUAGGCGUUUGGUCAAGAGCACGACGGCAUCUAAUGACAAUGAAAGGAAUUUGAUAUCGAGGAUAACGAAAGUAGCUGGAAAUGAUUUCACGCAGAACUGGGAAGAAAUGAUGAAAGACGUCGAGAUAUCAGAAGAGCUUUCUAACAAAUUUAGAGAGCAACAAACAUCUGAGUGUCGAUUGCAGAAAGCCAACAUCGUGCAAGCUGCCAGAUGGCCUUUCAAAGGACAGCAUUUGUCAUUGAAAUUGAAGGAUCUGGCUGAUAAAGAUGCAUCUGAGAUUGCGAAACAGGCUAAUUUAUCACAAGGAAAUAUCGUUUUACCGCAAUGGAUGACAGAGGAACUUGUAGAAUUUACGAAAUAUUACGAAGGCGUUCACGCUAAACGCUGCCUUACCUGGAAUCACUCCCUCGGUGAGGUUACCUUGUCGAGCGAAUUCGAAACGCCAAAUGGGGAGUACACGAACAAAGAGAUUAUAAUGCCGCUACCUGCUUCACUCAUAUUAAUGGUGUUCAAUGAGAAAGAAGAUAAUGAGAAGGUUAGUUACGAGGAGAUACAGCAGAGUACUGGAUUACCUGAUGGGGAGUUGAAGAGAAUGUUACAAUCUUUGGCAUUUGGUAAAACGAAACUACUACAGAGGUAUAAAAAGAAGGACGGAGGUGCGACUAAGAAAGACAUUGAACCAACUGAUAAUUUCGUUGCUUCUAAGAUAAUCGACCAUCCAAGAAAGAGGUUUAGGCUACCAAUAAUAACAGCCGAAGUAGAUGUUGAAGAAUCGAAGGAGACGACGGCUGAGGUAGAGUCAGCAAGAGUAUUCGCAUUACAAGCAUCUGCUGUUAGAAUACUCAAAGCAAAGAAAAGAAUAAACGUGAAUGAAUUAAUACACGAAGUUAUUGGUGAUAUUGCGAAGAGGAUGACGCUCGAGAAUGAGACCGGGUUGACACGCCAGAUCAAACAAACAAUAGAGGGUUUGAUAGAGAAGGACUACGCUGAGAGGGUGGAAGGGAACAGGAAUAUGUUGGAAUAUGUUGCUUAGAAGUUGCCUAGAAGUUGAUAUUAACGAGGGCAGUCGAGGAAGAAAAGGAGACGGGUGGUUAUUGUAUAAUAAAUAUUGAAUAGUAAUAGUCUAAAUAAAUAAAUAAAUAAUUUAUAAAUUAU
Messenger RNA from Wallemia mellicola CBS 633.66, 2654 nucleotides. RefSeq lists its product as hypothetical. NCBI's taxonomy places the organism in Eukaryota, Fungi, Basidiomycota, Wallemiomycetes, Wallemiales, Wallemiaceae. Gene Ontology annotation, molecular function: ubiquitin protein ligase binding. The transcript is spliced from 6 exons. Gene Ontology annotation, cellular component: Cul4-RING E3 ubiquitin ligase complex. Bases 1 to 2532 code for a protein of 843 amino acids. The record is from RefSeq and is a predicted model, not a curated record. Gene Ontology annotation, biological process: protein ubiquitination; ubiquitin-dependent protein catabolic process; DNA damage response.